Molecule: messenger RNA, 2366 nt
Organism: Lynx canadensis (Canada lynx)
Lineage: Eukaryota; Metazoa; Chordata; Mammalia; Carnivora; Felidae
Gene: ATF3
Product: activating transcription factor 3
Biological process (GO): regulation of transcription by RNA polymerase II
Cellular component (GO): nucleus
Molecular function (GO): DNA-binding transcription factor activity, RNA polymerase II-specific; RNA polymerase II cis-regulatory region sequence-specific DNA binding
Source: RefSeq, a predicted model, not a curated record
ACCGCCCCGUGCUUCCCGCGCGACGUAGCUGGAAACCCGGUCAGCAAAAUGAUGCUUCAACACCCAGGCCAGGUCUCUGCCUCGGAAGUCAGUGCCUCUGCCAUCGUCCCCUGCCUCCCUCCUGGGUCACUGGUGUUUGAGGAUUUUGCUAACCUGACACCCUUUGUCAAGGAAGAGCUGAGGUUCGCCAUCCAGAACAAGCACCUCUGUCACCGGAUGUCCUCUGCACUGGAGUCGGUCACUGUCAGCGGCAGACCCCUGGAGAUGGCAGUCAUGAAAACUGAGGUAGCCCCAGAAGAAGACUAAAGGAAAAAGAGGCGGCGGGAAAGAAAUAAGAUUGCAGCUGCCAAGUGCCGCAACAAGAAGAAGGAGAAGACAGAGUGCCUGCAGAAAGAGUCAGAGAAGCUGGAGAGCGUGAAUGCCGAACUGAAGGCCCAGAUCGAGGAGCUCAAGAAUGAGAAGCAGCAUUUGAUAUACAUGCUCAACCUUCAUCGGCCCACGUGUAUUGUCCGGGCUCAGAAUGGGCGGACUCCAGAAGAUGAGAGAAACCUUUUUAUCCAACAGAUUAAAGAAGGAACAUUGCAAAGCUAAGCAGUCAUGGUAUGGGGCAAUUGGGGAGUCCUCAUUGAAACCUUCUACAUCCCAAACCCUGAAGCCAUUGGAGAUCUGACUUCCUGUGCACCUCUCGCAUCCCAGCAGUGAAGCACCAUCGAGGCAGAAGAGCCCUUGGUGACUCAGCUGGGCCUUUCCUCUCUGCACCAGAGUGGACUUUGGACCGGGGCAAGGGCAUCUUUUGUCUUAACUCCAGGAUUUAGGCCUUAACCAUCCUGGCUAUUCUUGGAUGCUGCAGAUGGCCCCUGGUUAGGGUCCUGCUCAUCUUUUGCCUGGAUUCUACAAAAACAAACAAAACAAACAAAAAAAGCCAGGACUCUCACCAUAGGACUCAUGCUGAAGAAGUGUCUGCACAUUGGGUGGGUGGAGUGGGGCCACCUCCUGAGCUGCCACUGCCACUGCCACCAUCACUUAUUGGGACACAGAGUGAGAACGGCAUUUAGCAAAGUUGUACAAUGGCCAGGGUUGUGCUUUCUAGCAAACAUGCUGUUAUGUACAGGAACUGUGUGCAAGGCAUUUGUUUCAAAGCUAGGCAUUGUGUUCUGAUGUUUGUUUUGCACAACACUGGUGUGAUUUUCCUCAGAUCUGGUUUCUGAGGGUUUGGUGGGGGAGGCGGCUACCACCGUAUGCGGUGUCUUACAAAAUGCUGAGGUGGCCGCAAGAGCUCAUCAGCCCCGGGAGAACAGAAUUCUGCUGGCGAGCAGCGUAGUUUUGUGCCAACAGAGAAAGCUGCCUUUCCCUCGGCGCCCAGGCAUUAACGCAGAAUUUGUGGGCAUGACUGUAGGCCCUCUGUUGCAAACUCAGUUACAAUGUCACAGGAAGAAAGCAGAAAGAAAGUCCAACUUCCAAAGGGUUAGGACUCUCCCCUCGGUGACUUAGGUCAGGAGUUCUUUCUAGGCCAGAAGAGCCAAAGAAUAUUCCAUUUUCCUUUUCUUGCAGUUGAAAACCACAUCCAGUGGAGACAAGUUUGAAGCCAGGUGAUGCCUGGGUUUUAGCAUUAUUGGAUGUUAGUGGCAUUGUUUGUCAUGCAGAUGUUGGCAGAAAUCUGGCCCAGAGCAUUUAUAACUGUGAGAGGUCAUUCACACUGGCCACAGGACUCUGGCUACUGUCUGUUUAAAUUCUGAUGUUUCUGUGAAAUCCUCAGAGUGUUUAAUCCUACUCGGUAGUAUCAUUACAAUUUUUCUGUAAGAGGAAAUAUUACUUAUUUAUCCUAGUAUUCCUAACCUGUCGAUAUAAUAAAUAUUGGAACCAAGACAUGGUAAACUUAAGUGUUGUGCUGGUUUCUGUUCUUUUAAAUGGGUUGGUUGUUGAGAUUUACUCAUUUCCCACGCCCUCCCUCUCCAUUGAGGGCAAGGGGCAUUGAGUUUAAAAAUUCUCCAAGUGUCAUCCUUUGCUUUUUGGCGUGCCACUUAGGUGGGACAGUUGACUUUCAAUCUUGUUCCUCGGUCUAUAGCAUCUGAUACUCAAUUUCUCAUUAGCAGACCCUAGAACACAGCGCCAACCGGGUGUAUCCUUUAGACCAACUGUUUUGCUGUUUAGAGUUUGGAUAUACAACCCGAAUUGCUAAAUACCUCCGCCAAUUCCUCUGAAUGUACGGAUGCCUAAAACAUACACCUGUUUUCCAGCUUGAGCCCUGGACACUGUACAUUCUGCCACAGAACACCUCUUAAAGUAUUUACUUGAUUACAGCUAUCGUGUCAAAUAUGUGUCUUAUUGUUGCAAAUACGUAUUUCGAAUGUGAGGAAAGAAUGGAG